Penicillium cinerascens is the source of this 3396-nucleotide messenger RNA. It is a transcript of the gene hmg1, whose product is annotated as HMG-CoA reductase. The record is from RefSeq and is a predicted model, not a curated record. The coding region runs from base 1 to 3396 and encodes 1131 amino acids. The transcript has 3 exons. Gene Ontology annotation, biological process: isoprenoid biosynthetic process; coenzyme A metabolic process; ergosterol biosynthetic process. Gene Ontology annotation, molecular function: protein binding; hydroxymethylglutaryl-CoA reductase (NADPH) activity. Gene Ontology annotation, cellular component: endoplasmic reticulum membrane; peroxisomal membrane. NCBI's taxonomy places the organism in Eukaryota, Fungi, Ascomycota, Eurotiomycetes, Eurotiales, Aspergillaceae.
AUGGCUACUUCACUUAUCUCCAAGAGACUGCGUUCCUCCGAGGCUGCACCGGAGUCCGAACCCAGCUGGAUUCGGCGCCAGGUCACCUCCGGGCUGCAAUUCAUCUCUCGCCGGGCCUGUGUUCACCCCAUUCACACCAUUGUGGUGAUUGCCCUUCUCGCCAGCACGACCUACGUGGGUCUGCUGGAGGGCAGCCUUCUGGACACCGCUCGGAACCCCCGCAACGUUGCUGGUCAGGUGGACACCGAGACCCUUCUCCAGGGCAGCCGGAGCUUGCGCCUGGGAGAGUCGACCUCGUGGAAGUGGCAGGCCGAGGAAUCCUGGGCCGAUUCGACGCAAGCCGAAGAGCCCGCUGCCCGUCACUUGGCUUUGGCCACGUUCAUCUUCCCCGAUUCUACCUCCAAGUCUGGAUCGACCGCCCCGUCAGCCGACGAUGUCCCGAUUCCCGCCAAUGUCUCCGCCCACCCCGUUCCCCACACCCCCAAUCUGUUCUCGCCCUUCUCACACGAUUCAUCCCUGGCAUACACCGUUCCCUUCGAGCAGGUCUCUGAUCUGUUGAGGGCUGUGCAGGAGAUCCCUGAUCCGUCUGCCGACGAGGAGGAGGAGGAGGAGUCGAAGAAAUGGAUCAUGCGAGCUGCUCGUGGCGCUGCCAGCUCCCACAUGGCUCUCAAGCUGUGGCUGACGGAUGCAUGGAGCUCCUUCGUGGACCUCAUCAAGCACGCUGAGACCAUUGACAUUGUUAUCAUGGCUCUCGGCUAUAUCUCGAUGCACCUGAGCUUUGUGUCCCUCUUCUUCUCCAUGCGGCGUCUCGGCUCCAACUUCUGGCUUGCCGCUACAGUGCUGUUCUCUGGCUCCUUCGCUUUCCUGUUUGGCCUUUUGGUGACUACCAAGCUCGGUGUGCCGAUCAAUCUACUUCUACUUUCCGAGGGUCUUCCUUUCUUGGUGGUGACAAUUGGCUUUGAGAAGCCGAUCAUGUUCACUCGCGCCGUUUUGAGUGCCUCGGUGGAUAACCGUCGGCCUCGUCCUGGUGCCGCUCCUCGGCCUCUGACUUCGAGCACCUCCGGUUCCAUUCAAGACUCCAUUUCAACUGCAAUCAAGAAGCAGGGUUUCGAGAUUGUCCAGCACUAUUGCAUUGAGAUUGGCUUGCUUGCUAUGGGUGCUGCCUCUGGCGUACAAGGCGGUCUUCAGCAGUUCUGCUUCCUUGCGGCCUGGAUCCUGUUCUUCGACUGUGUGCUGCUGUUCACUUUUUACACCACCAUUCUCUGCAUUAAGCUUGAGAUUACUCGUAUCAGGCGCCACGUUGCCCUGCGCAAGGCCCUGGAGGAGGAUGGCAUCACUCACAGCGUGGCUGAGAACGUGGCUUCCAGCAACGACUGGCCGAAUGUGGGCUCCGACAGCAGCGAGGGUGACACCAGCAUCUUCGGACGUAAGAUCAAGUCUAGCAGUGUGCGCCGAUUCAAGAUCCUCAUGGUCGGUGGUUUGAUCCUCAUCAACGUUGUGAACCUCUCGGCCAUUCCCUUCCGGAAUACCGGCAACGGUGCUUUGAUCUCGCGUCUGUCUAACGUGAUGGCUCCUACCCCUAUCGACCCCUUCAAGGUCGGUGAGAAUGGCCUGGAUGCUAUCUACGUGGCUGCCAAGAGCCAGAAGCAGGAGACCAUGGUGACCAUUAUCCCACCGAUCAAGUAUAAGCUGGAGUACCCCUCCGUUCACUACGCUGCUGGUGAGGCUUCCAGCUCGUUUGACAUCGAGUACACCGAUCAGAUCCUCGAUGCUGUCGGUGGCAAGGUUCUCGAAAGUCUGCUCAAGAGCGUGGAGGACCCCUUCAUCAGCAAGUGGAUCAUUGCUGCUCUGACCCUCAGUAUCAUUCUUAAUGGCUAUCUUUUCAACGCUGCCCGCUGGAGUAUCAAGGAACCCGAGGCUGCCCCCGCUGCCCCCAACGAGCCGGUGGCCCCGAAGGUUUACCCUAAGUUUGAGCCCAACGAGCAGGAGUCGGACCGUUCUAUUGAAGAGUGCGAACUGAUGCUCAAGGAGAAGCGUGCGCCUCAUCUGACCGAUGAGGAGUUGAUCGCAUUGUCACUCAAGGGCAAGCUCCCCGGAUACGCUCUUGAGAAGACCAUGGAGGACGAGAACUUGAUGAGUCGCGUGGACGCGUUCACUCGAGCUGUCAGAAUCCGCCGCGCUGUGAUCGCCCGUACCCCGGCCACUUCUGCUAUCACCGGCUCUCUAGAGUCCUCCAAGCUUCCUUUCAAGGACUACAACUACGGCCUGGUUCACGGCGCCUGCUGUGAGAAUGUGAUUGGUUAUCUUCCCCUGCCUCUUGGUGUUGCCGGUCCGAUCAAGAUCGACGGCCAGGACUACUUCAUCCCCAUGGCCACCACUGAAGGUGUGCUGGUGGCCAGUACCAGCCGUGGCUCCAAGGCUAUCAACGCUGGUGGCGGCGCUGUUACUGUUCUGACCGGCGACGGUAUGACUCGUGGACCUUGCGUGACUUUCCCGACCCUGGCUCGGGCCGCCGCCGCGAAGGUUUGGAUUGACUCCGAGGAAGGCCGUAGUAUCAUCACCGCCGCUUUCAACUCAACUAGUCGCUUUGCUCGCCUGCAAAGUCUGAAGACCGCACUCGCUGGCACUUACCUCUACAUCCGCUUCAAGACUACCACCGGCGACGCCAUGGGUAUGAACAUGAUUUCUAAGGGCUGCGAGAAGGCCCUGGAUGUCAUGUCGAAGGAGUGUGGCUUCGAUGACAUGGCCAUCAUCUCACUUUCUGGUAACUUCUGUACCGACAAAAAGUCUGCUGCCAUCAACUGGACCGAUGGUCGUGGCAAGUCUGUCGUGGCCGAGGCCAUCAUCCCUGGUGACGUCGUCAAGAGUGUUCUUAAGAGCGAUGUCAAUGCCCUGGUGGAGUUGAACGUCAGCAAGAACUUGAUUGGAAGUGCCAUGGCUGGUAGCUUGGGCGGUUUCAACGCCCACGCCUCCAACAUCGUGUCCGCCAUCUUCUUGGCCACUGGCCAGGAUCCCGCCCAGAACGUUGAGAGCAGCAGCUGUAUUACUACCAUGAAGAACAACAACGGCAACCUCCAGAUCGCUGUGUCGAUGCCUUCCAUUGAGGUCGGCACCAUUGGUGGUGGUACCAUCCUCGAGGCCCAAGGCGCGAUGCUGGACCUGCUUGGUGUCCGGGGCGCUCACCCUACUACCCCUGGUGAGAACGCCCGCCAGCUGUCCCGUAUUAUCGCGGCUUCCGUCCUCGCCGGUGAGCUUAGUCUGUGCGCUGCUCUCGCUGCUGGUCACCUCGUCAAGGCCCACAUGGCCCACAACCGCAGUGCAGCUCCUACGCGGUCCUCGACUCCCGUGUCGGCCGCCGUUGGUGCUGCCCGUGGCCUUUCUAUGACCUCGAAAUAA